AUGACAAAAUUACACCCCUUAAGUUACUUCAAGGGAAAUAAAAUUUUGUUCCGAACCCCUAAGCGAUACUACAAUUAUGAAACAACAAAAAGGGUGAUGACUCCACAAAGUCUUUGCCAUCAUUUUAGAAAACGCAAAUGUGCAGAAACAAUAUAUCGAUUUUUUUAUGAGAAUUUCUCAACCCUAGAAAGAAAUAAUAACCCGGCUGAGGACGAAAAUGAACAGCAGGAGGGUAACUGGCAUAAGCGCGAUUCUUUGAAGACAAGUAGAAAGGGGCAGGUGGGGGUAAACGAAGCAAAGAAGAUGGACGAAGCAGAGAACACGGACGAAGCAGAGAACACGGACGAAGCAAUAAAUGCAACUAUGGAGGAAAGUCACAACGAGCUAGAUUCGACAGAUAAUUUAUUCCAAGAAUUUGGAUACAAAUAUGAAAAGCACGAACCAACCAUGUUUGGUGAUUGGGCCCAUAAUUGCAGAGUCACAGAUUUUUAG
Molecule: messenger RNA, 492 nt
Organism: Plasmodium inui San Antonio 1
Lineage: Eukaryota; Apicomplexa; Aconoidasida; Haemosporida; Plasmodiidae
Exons: 1
Coding region: 1-492 (163 amino acids)
Source: RefSeq, a predicted model, not a curated record